CCCGCGCUCUCUCCCUCUCGCGGCUCUCCUUCCUCCAUCCCUCCCUCCCGCUCGCCCUCCCCAUCUCCCCUCCCUCUCUUUCUCCCAAUCUCCCUGCUCUCGCUGUGAGCGCCUCCACACGAGCGUUGGGCGUCUGGGCUUGCGGGCGGGAAGAGUCCGCUCCACGAAUUCAAUCCGCAGCCGGCUCCCUGAUUAUCUUAUUCAUUCCUUCAUUGCCGUUAUUUAUUUGCUGAGUCGUGCAUUUGUUUCUCCAUUCCUUCACCGGCCCAGGUCCUGAUCCGUUCGCAAUUUCGCCGGGACGAGGAAGGUUCGGGGAGGAGGAGACGUGCGCGAUGGAGGGCGGCGCGCCGCGCACGGGAGCCCGGGCGGCCCUCGCGAGGGCCCUCGGGGGGCAGUGAGGCGAGCAAGGGAGGGGCAGCCAUGGGCCCGAGCUGGAGCCGCUGAGGGCCUCCGCCAUGGGGCGCGGCACGGGGCCGCCCCUGUGGCUGGGCGCGCUGCUGGGUGCGGCGCUCUGCACUUCGGCGCGGGGCCCCGCGCGCCCUGCGUGCCCGCCCGGGUGCCGCUGCGACGGCCGCAUCGUCUACUGCGAGUCACUGGGUCUGAGCGACCUCCCCGCCGACGCGUCCCCGCGGGCGCACGGCCUCUCGCUGCGCUACAACGCCCUGCGCGAGCUGGGAGACGGGGCCUUUGCGCGGUUCCGCCACCUCACCUGGCUCUACCUGGACCACAAUCACGUGGGGCCCGUGGCCGCCGACGCCUUCCGCGGGAUCCGCAAGCUCAAGGAGCUGAUCCUGACCUCCAACCGCGUGUCGCGCCUCUCCAACUCCACCUUCUCGGCCGUGCCCAACCUGCGCAACUUGGACCUCUCCUACAACCGGCUGCGGCGCCUGGAGCCGCGCCUCUUCGGCGCCCUGCGGAAACUGCAGACCCUGCAUCUGCGCGCCAAUGCCCUGCGCGCUCUACCGCCGCUGCUCUUCCGCGACUGUCGCAGCCUCGAGUUCCUGGACCUGGGCCACAACCGCCUGCGCAGCGUGUCGCGCCGCACGUUCGCGGGCCUCCCGCGCCUUGCCGAGCUGCAUCUGGAGAAUAACCGGCUGGUGCGCCUCAACCUGGCGCUCUUCUCGCGGCUGCUGGGCCUGCAGAUGCUGUACGCGCAGUGGAACCGCGUGGCCGAGGUGGUCCGCGGAGAGCCGCCCUGGGUGUGGAGCAGCCUGCGCAAGCUCGACCUGGCCGGAAACGAGCUCGUGGCGCUGAGCGCCGACACGCUGGCCGGGGUGCCCAACCUGCAGACCCUGCACCUGGACUCGAACCGCCUGCGCGUCCUCGGCGGCGAGGCUCUCGCCACCCUGCGCUCCCUGCGCACGAUCACGGCCGCGGGGAACCGCUGGGAGUGCGAGCGGCCCCUGUGCCCCCUGGCCGAGUGGCUGUGGGAGACGCGGGGCCAAUGGGAGGGCUCCGUGAAGUGCACGUCCCCGCAGCAGCUGGAGGGCACGACCGUGCUGGACGCCAUGCACGGCCGCGCCGUGUGCAGCGCGCGGCCCGAGCCGCCCGCGCGGCCUCGCGUUCCACCCACGGCCCCGGAUGGAGGAGGAGGAGUUGGGGCCGAGAGCAACCGCUCCGUGCUACGGGCGCCCCCUCGGCCACCUUCGCCACCGGAGCCCCCAGUGCCGCCGGCGGCUUCGAGCGCCACCCCCGGCUCGGAGGCCGACAUGGAGCGGCUGCCCCUCCACAAGGUGGUGACCGGCUGCGCCGCGCUGCUCCUCUCCGUGGGCCUCAUCUUGCUCGUCACGUACGCGUCCUGGCGCCGCUACCCCGACACGCUACGCAGGCUGCAGGAGGCGCAGAUCCCCGGUCCCGAGCGGGCCGGCUGGGCCCGCGCGGGGCUGGUGGCCGGCCUCGGGAGCGGCCUCCGCGGCAGCGUCGUGGCCGCCGAGCCGCCCGGUAUCCCCAUGGAGUACUACGUGGACUUCAAGCUGCCCGGGGAGGCCGCGGCGGCCGAGCGGGCCCGCCUCGUGCUGCCCAAUGGCCUCGCCGCGCCCCGCGGUCUCGGAGCCGACUCCCGGCAGUGCGAGGUGUGAGAGGUGGGGUGAGGGGGUUGGAGGUGAUCCGUGGAGGUGAUGUGAAGCAAAUGGAGUGCGGUGGUGAGGGCGACGGGUGAGGAGUGGAGCUGAGGGGCGGUGUGAGGGUGGUGGGGGAGGUAAGGGAGAGAGACGCGAGAUGGGGUGGGAGGUGAGGACAAGGAUUAAGUGCUCGGGUGAUGCCAGGGGGUGAAGUGUCAGGGCAGCAGGGUCAGGGUCACGGCUCCUGUCCCCCACCCACCACCACGCUGCCUGCUCCACGACGCGCCGCUCGCUGACGCCACUCGCCACACAUCACAGCCGCCCCCCGCCACGCUCGCCGUGCCGCAACGCGCGCCGCUCUACAACACCACGCGCGCCGCACUCGCCACACUCCCAACAACAUUGACGCCCGCACCACGCGCGCCCUCUGCACGCCGCCUCCUCUCAUGCCGAGUGACUUUCGACGGUCGCCCCCACUCUCCGCCCGCCGGAUUGAGGGCGUCUCUGUCCCACGGCGGUGUCCACUACUGAGCCAUACGUCUCGUGCAGUUCCAAGGACCAGUGAGUGCCAUGCGUGCGCCAUGCAAGUCGCUGGGGCUACAGGGGGGGGUGUGUGUGUGUAU
Petromyzon marinus (sea lamprey) is the source of this 2683-nucleotide messenger RNA. RefSeq names its product leucine-rich repeat transmembrane neuronal protein 3-like. Lineage: Eukaryota; Metazoa; Chordata; Hyperoartia; Petromyzontiformes; Petromyzontidae. The record is from RefSeq and is a predicted model, not a curated record. Gene Ontology annotation, molecular function: protein binding.